Theileria annulata is the source of this 624-nucleotide messenger RNA. RefSeq lists its product as uncharacterized. NCBI's taxonomy places the organism in Eukaryota, Apicomplexa, Aconoidasida, Piroplasmida, Theileriidae. The record is from RefSeq and is a predicted model, not a curated record. The transcript is spliced from 2 exons. Bases 1 to 624 code for a protein of 207 amino acids.
AUGUUCAAUGAAUCCGCUACUUAUUCACCACGAAAAUACGAUGACUGGUUCGUUGUAGAUGAGACUGAUUUUAUGGCCUCAGAAUCAUCAUUAAGACCAAGCUCGUCCACAGAAUCUUACCAAAUGCUGACCGAAACCUCGACAACAGCAGAUAGUUCCAUAGAAUCGACAUCAAAGUCACAUUUCUCCAACAAUUCUGAUUUUGAAUCUUUCAUCACAGAUAAAAUUGAUAAAAUUAACAAAGAAACCACAGAAGAAGUAAAAAGAAUAAAAAUUAAAAUGAGUGAAAUUGAAUCCCUUUGGGAAUCAAUGGAUGCUAAUAAAAGCCAAAAAAGUGAACAGCACCAUCCACAACUGAAUGAAAUUGACCGACUUUUGGAAGAGGCAAGAAGAGAAGCAGAAGAGAUUCACAAAGGUGCCAAUAUGGCAGUACAGGAACUGACAAAAUCGGUGGAAAACGUGGAAGAGUUGUGCUCAAAAGGAAUAACUUUAAAGGAUUCCGCAGACAAUUUCAGAAAAACCGCAAGCACCGAAAAAAGUCUCAUACCAUUACCUUUCAAAACUAAGAUGAUUAUCGGACUAGCAGUCUUCCUUACAUGUGAAUUCUUACUACGUUUAUUUUAA